Molecule: messenger RNA, 588 nt
Organism: Heterostelium album PN500
Lineage: Eukaryota; Evosea; Eumycetozoa; Acytosteliales; Acytosteliaceae
Gene: impA
Product: FKBP-type peptidyl-prolyl cis-trans isomerase
Exons: 3
Coding region: 1-588 (195 amino acids)
Biological process (GO): protein peptidyl-prolyl isomerization
Molecular function (GO): peptidyl-prolyl cis-trans isomerase activity
Source: RefSeq, a predicted model, not a curated record
AUGUCCAAAUUAAUUUUAGUCUUAAUUGCCUUGUUAUCAGUAUCUUUAGUAUUUGCUCAAGAUAUUGAAAUUAGAAACUCUGUUCUCGGUGAGAAUGGUUGUGGAGAAAAGAAGGCAGCCGUUGGAGAUAGAGUUUCAAUUCUCUACGUUGGUAAAUUAGAGGAUGGUACUAUUUUCGAUGCCUCAGAGAGACACGACAACAAGCCAUUCGAUUUCAUUGUUGGUGAGGGUAAAGUCAUCCCAGGUAUGGAUCGUGGUGUCGUCGGUAUUUGUGAAGGUGAAACCAGAGAGUUUUACAUUCCAUACCAACUUGCUUACGGAGAAGGUGGAUUCCAAGAGGUUAUCCCACCAAAGGCUAAUUUGGUAUUUGAAGUAACUGCUGUUGCCAUCGAAAAGCUCUCAGAGAUUCCAUUCAUCUACCGUUUCAUCCCAACUCCAGAAACCAUCGGAGCAUUCCUUAUCGUCGGUGUCUUUGUCACCAUCUUGCGUUACGUCAUGCAACGUUUCCAACCAAACUCUGAAAUCAAGAAGCCAAGAACCAAGCCAGAGAAGAAGGACAAGAAGGAAAAGACCCCUAAACAAAAUUAA